UGAAACUUUUGCGCGGGAGAGAGAGAAAAAAAAAAGAGAGUCAAAAUUCGGCAACUGAAAAGAUAAUAAUACAUAGUACAAAUCAAAAUCAAAAAUAAUUUCAUUUAUUUCAUCAGAGACUCAGAGACGCCUAACAAGUGUUCGAUAGAAUUCCUCAUAGAGAGAAAAAAAAAAAAAAAUGUACGUGGUGAAACGUGACGGGAACAAGGAAACUGUUCGCUUCGAUAAAAUCACUGCGCGGCUAAAGAAGCUUAGCUAUGGUCUUAGUAUCGAUCACUGUGACCCUGUCCUCGUCGCUCAGAAAGUCUGUGCUGGUGUCUUCAAAGGCGUUACCACUACUCAACUCGAUGAGUUAGCCGCUGAGACUGCUGCGUCUAUGACCACCAACCAUCCCGAUUACGCCUCCCUUGCUGCUAGAAUCGCUGUCUCCAGUCUCCACAAGAACACUAAGAACUCAUUUUAUGAAACGGUUAGAGAUAUGUACGAUCAUGUCAAUGAGAGAUCUGGACUCAAGGCUCCUCUAAUUGCUGAUGAUGUAUUCGAGAUCAUUAUGAAGCAUGCUACUCGUUUGGACAGUGAAAUCAUUUAUGAUCGCGAUUUUGAGUAUGAUUACUUUGGAUUUAAAACGCUUGAGAAAUCAUACCUCUUAAAAGUGCAAGGAAAAGUGGUUGAGAGGCCUCAACACAUGCUGAUGAGGGUUUCAGUUGGUAUCCACAAGGAAGAUAUCGAUUCUGCUAUCACUACUUACCAUUUAAUGUCUCAGCGAUGGUUCACCCAUGCAACUCCUACUCUCUUCAAUUCAGGAACACCAAGGGCUCAAUUAAGUAGCUGCUUUUUGAUUUGCAUGAAGGAUGAUAGCAUCGAGGGAAUUUAUGACACGUUGAAAGAGUGUGCUGUUAUAAGCAAAUUAGCAGGCGGUAUUGGUGUAUCAGUUCACAACAUCCGUGCAACUGGAAGUUACAUUCGUGGCACAAAUGGAGCAUCUAAUGGUAUUGUUCCAAUGCUGCGGGUAUUCAAUGAUACUGCUCGUUACGUUGACCAAGGAGGAGGCAAGAGAAAAGGAGCCUUUGCCAUAUACCUGGAGCCUUGGCAUGCUGACAUUUUUGAAUUUCUUGAACUCCGUAAGAAUCAUGGAAAGGAGGAAAACAGGGCCAGAGAUUUGUUUUAUGGUCUUUGGAUACCAGAUCUUUUCAUGGAGAGGGUUCAGACUGAUGGACAGUGGUCACUGUUUUGUCCUAAUGAGGCUCCAGGUUUGGCAGAUUGUUGGGGUGCAGAAUUUGAGAAAUUGUACACUCAGUAUGAGAAUGAGGGUAAGGCCAAGAAGGUUGUCCAGGCACAGCAGCUUUGGUAUGAAAUUUUGACGUCCCAAGUAGAAACAGGGACACCAUACAUGCUUUUUAAGGAUUCAUGUAACAGGAAAAGCAAUCAACAAAAUCUGGGUACCAUAAAGUCUUCCAAUUUAUGCACCGAAAUCAUUGAAUACACAAGUCCAACAGAAACAGCUGUGUGUAAUCUUGCAUCUAUUGCCUUACCUCGGUUUGUUAGGGAGAAGGACACCCCCUUGGACUCACAUCCGUCUAAGAUUGUAGGCAGUUUGGGCUCAAAGAGUCGUUACUUUGAUUUCGACAAGUUAGCAGAGGUGACUGCCACUGUUACUGUUAAUCUCAACAAGAUUAUAGAUGUGAAUCAUUAUCCUCUGGAGACUGCAAAAACCUCAAACAUGCGACAUAGGCCUAUUGGUAUAGGUGUACAAGGUCUUGCAGAUGCAUUUAUCCUUCUCGGAAUGCCGUUUGAUUCCCCUGAGGCUCAACAACUGAACAAAGACAUAUUUGAAACUAUAUACUACCAUGCACUAAAGUCAUCUUCAGAGAUUGCUACUAAGGAAGGUACAUAUGAAACUUACCAAGGAAGUCCUGUAAGUAAGGGAAUUCUUCAACCUGACAUGUGGAAUGUAAUUCCUUCCGAUCGCUGGGACUGGGCUGCUCUCAGGGAUAUGAUUUCAAAGAAUGGAAUCAGAAAUUCUCUUCUAGUGGCACCAAUGCCAACUGCUUCAACCAGCCAGAUUCUUGGGAACAAUGAAUGUUUUGAACCUUAUACCUCAAACAUUUAUAGUCGUAGAGUCUUGAGUGGUGAAUUCGUAGUAGUGAACAAGCAUCUUCUUCAUGACUUGACUGAUAUGGGACUAUGGUCUCCUACACUGAAAAACAAGAUAAUACAUGAGAAUGGUUCCAUCAUAAAUGUCCCGGAGAUACCUAAUGACUUGAAAGCAAUUUACAGGUCUGUCUGGGAGAUUAAGCAGAGAACAGUGGUCGACAUGGCUGUAGAUCGUGGAUGCUUUAUAGAUCAAAGCCAAAGUUUGAAUAUACACAUGGAGAAACCCAACUUUGCAAAACUCACUUCCUUGCACUUUUACGCUUGGAAAAAGGGUUUGAAAACGGGAAUGUAUUACCUGCGAUCGCGUGCUGCAGCGGAUGCGAUAAAAUUCACAGUAGACACAACAAUGCUAAAGGAGAAGCCUAAUGUGGCUGAAGACGAAGAAGCAACAGAAGAAGACAACGAGACGAAGAUGGCACAGAUGGUUUGCUCUUUGACAAACCCUGAGGAGUGCAUCUCAUGUGGAAGUUAAAACAACACAAACAAUUGAAGGAGCUAACGAAACAAAUUAAAAUGUUAACGUAUUGAUGUAGUAGGCUUUAAGAUUGUCUUGCUAUGGGGGGGGGUUUGGGGGUGUAGACAUAAGUUGACAAAUCUCUUUCUUUUCGAAUAAAGAGAGGUUGAGGAUCGUUUGAGUGUUGAUGUGUAACCAAAGAAGUUACAGUUGCUCAAGGUAAUUAAGAAUUUGUUAUAAGCC
Messenger RNA from Camelina sativa (false flax), 2851 nucleotides. Its product is annotated as ribonucleoside-diphosphate reductase large subunit. Gene Ontology annotation, cellular component: ribonucleoside-diphosphate reductase complex. Lineage: Eukaryota; Viridiplantae; Streptophyta; Magnoliopsida; Brassicales; Brassicaceae. Gene Ontology annotation, biological process: deoxyribonucleotide biosynthetic process. The record is from RefSeq and is a predicted model, not a curated record. Gene Ontology annotation, molecular function: ribonucleoside-diphosphate reductase activity, thioredoxin disulfide as acceptor; ATP binding.